Messenger RNA from Synchytrium microbalum, 1668 nucleotides. RefSeq lists its product as uncharacterized. Gene Ontology annotation, molecular function: protein kinase activity; ATP binding; protein binding. Bases 1 to 1668 code for a protein of 555 amino acids. NCBI's taxonomy places the organism in Eukaryota, Fungi, Chytridiomycota, Chytridiomycetes, Synchytriales, Synchytriaceae. The record is from RefSeq and is a predicted model, not a curated record. The transcript is spliced from 9 exons. Gene Ontology annotation, biological process: protein phosphorylation.
AUGAAAAACAAGGAAGAAGCUGCACCUGCGGCCAUUUCGCAUGAGAAGGCGUCCAUACCGAUGUCACAUCAUCAAGGUGACGACGAUGGAGAGAACUAUGGCAAGCUCAUUGCUUUGAGCAGGCUCGUUUCAGAUGUUGUCUUACAUAAGAAGCCCAACAUGUCCAAGAGGCCGAGUGGCAUUCUCAUAGGACGCAACCUAGAAUGUGAUGUUGUCAUAAAUGAAGCUCAAAUCAGUAAUAGGCAUUGCCUUGUAUUCUUCAAAAAGAUGUUUGAUGAGGAAAAGGGAAGAAGUGAAGAUUGCUGUUUCCUAGAAGAUACAAGCUCGAAUGGAACAUAUGUGAACGGCACCAAGAUUGGAAAGUCGAAUGUGGUCAAGCUUCAGGAUGGAGACACAAUUCAAUUGUUCAAGCUUGCCCAAGGCGGCCCUGAAGGCAAGUUCUUCAAAUAUGAAGCACCUCCGCCACCUGCAUCAGCUGUGUCUGUCAGGAAUGCCAACACGAUAGCGGAUGCAUACACAUUUGAUAAGGAACUCGGCAGCGGAAACUUUGCGUCGGUUCGGCUUGCCACCGACAACGAAACAGGCGACCACGUUGCCAUUAAAGUCAUAGACAAACGACGCUUUCACCUAAAGCCAAAGUUUGUGACUAAUUUGAAGGAUGAGAUAUCAAUCAUGUUUGGUGUGAAACAUGACAAUAUCGUAUCGAUUAUUGAUGUAUAUGAAGAUGCAGAGCAAGUGUAUAUAGUAUUGGAGCUCGUGCCCGGUGGAGAAAUGUUUGACAGGAUUACGCAACUUACAAAGUUCACAGAAGAGCAGACUCGUCAAGUGAUGAUACAGAUGCUGUCUGCCAUCAAAUAUCUACACGAACGUGGCAUUGUACAUAGAGAUUUGAAACCUGAGAACGUAUUGAUGGUAUCAAAGGACCUUGGUGACAUGACUGUAAAGAUAUCAGAUUUCGGGCUUGCGAGGUUGGUAAUCGGAGACGAAACCGUGAUGCAAACGCUCUGUGGGACGCCCAACUAUGCGGCUCCUGAAGUAUUGGCAAAAGGAGAACGUGCAUAUACAGAAGCGAUUGAUUUGUGGUCUUUAGGAGUUGUGCUAUAUAUAUGUCUAUGUGGCUAUCCCCCUUUCUCUGAUGAUCUCGCACCGCCCAGUAUGAUUGAACAGAUUCGACGUGGAAAGUUUGCAUUUCAGAAUCCAUGGUGGAGGGGCAUCUCUCAUGAUGCCAAAGAUAUGAUAUGCAAGCUGCUCAAAGUAGAUCCAAAUGAACGACUUACAGCAGGACAAGCUCUUCAGCACCCUUGGAUGAAGAUAAACGCAGCAGAAUUUUCGUCACAGCCAAUACCGAAAAGCUUGCCAGUCUCAAUGCCAGUCUCUGUAUUCACGAGAGGCGACACGCUCUUGAGUCCAAGCAAGCUUGAUCGAACUAUAAUAAGAGUGAAGACGCCUGAACUUGAUACAAAUGGAUUACAACGGAAACGACCAGGGAAGAGGAAGAACGCCACGACCAAUUCUGCUGAAAUGGCUCGUCAGACUGCUGCAAUGGAGGAGAGUGAAGAAGAGGUGGAUCGCAAACGUCAAAAACGAGAAACCACACCGCCACUUAUGAGUGAUGGCAGUCCCAGAAAAGCAAAGCAGAAGAAGAAGGCCAAUAAAGCUGUAAAAUAG